UGGCAACAUUGCAGUGUCAUUGUCAUAACCAAACUUUUCAGCCAGCAGUGAAGAUGUUUAAAAAAUUUGAUGAAAAAGAAAGUAUUUCCGGCGUACUGCAAUUAAAAUCGUCGGUUCAGAAAGGAAUAAGGACAAAAUUAAUUGAAUCGUAUCCGUAUCUGGAAAACCAUAUAGACAAUAUUUUACCGAAGAAAGAUGCGUUGAGAAUCGUGAAAUGCCACGAUCACAUCGAAAUAAUUGUUAAUACUGCUGGAGAUCUCCUGUUUUUUAGGCAUAGAGAAGGACAAUGGAUGCCAACUUUAAGAUUAUACCAUAAAUACCCAUUUUUUCUUCCGAUGCAGCAAGUAGAUAAAGGUGCCAUUAGAUUUGUUUUAAGUGGUGCCAACAUAAUGUGCCCAGGUCUGACGUCACCCGGCGCUCAAAUGACCACAGUUCCUAAAGAUACAAUAGUGGCCAUUAUGGCAGAGGGCAAAGAUCAUGCCCUAGCAAUUGGUAAAACAACACUUUCUACUGAUGAUAUUGCUAAAGUAAAUAAAGGUAUUGGCGUCGAGAAUUGUCACUAUCUUAACGAUGGUUUGUGGCAUAUGAAACCAGUGAAAUAAAAUUAUUUUUGUAUAUAUUAAUAAUCUUUAUUAAAUUAUGUAAUAUUUCAUAUAUAUGUGACUUUUAG
Messenger RNA from Brassicogethes aeneus, 670 nucleotides. Lineage: Eukaryota; Metazoa; Arthropoda; Insecta; Coleoptera; Nitidulidae. The record is from the annotation of a GenBank genome assembly.